AUGUCGAUGCACACCACCCUCCGCCGCACCGCGGCCACAAUAUCCAGCUCAACAAGCACCAUCCUCCCCUCCAGCCAAAUCACCUCCACCCAAUCCAAGUCUACAUCCUUCAUCUGCUCGCAAUGCCGACACGCUACCCUUCUCCGCCGCCCUAAGCGUCCCUACACCUUCACUCAGCUCGUCACGCUCUCCGACGGCAGCGCGUUCACCCACCGCACCACCUCUCCCGUGCCUGUGUACCGCUCGGCGCGUGAUACCCGCAACUCGCUCCUGUGGAACCCUUCUAGCAGCAAGCUUAUGAAUGUUGAGGACGACGAGGCCGGUCGACUGGCUGCUUUCAGAUCGCGUUUCGGCCGGAGCUUCGAUGCCAGUGCCCCUGCAGCGGAGGAGGAUCCUGCUGCUGCUAAGGCUCAGGAGGAGGCUGCUAAGGCCCAGGAGAAGGCUGACCAGGAGGAAGAGGAUAACCUUUUGGACUUGAUCAGUUCGUUUGGACAGAGCGAGGCGCCGCCUCCAGAGAAGAAGAAGAAGUGGUGA
Penicillium pulvis is the source of this 534-nucleotide messenger RNA. RefSeq names its product mitochondrial 54S ribosomal protein bL31m. NCBI's taxonomy places the organism in Eukaryota, Fungi, Ascomycota, Eurotiomycetes, Eurotiales, Aspergillaceae. The transcript has a single exon. The record is from RefSeq and is a predicted model, not a curated record. Gene Ontology annotation, biological process: mitochondrial translation. The coding region runs from base 1 to 534 and encodes 177 amino acids. Gene Ontology annotation, molecular function: structural constituent of ribosome. Gene Ontology annotation, cellular component: mitochondrial large ribosomal subunit.